AUGAAUGUAAAUAAUCAGACCUCAGUAAAUGAAUUCAUCCUGCUUGGGCUCACCAACCUGAAGGAGGUUGAAGUUACCCUUUUUGGGAUAUUUGCAAUAUUUUACAUUAUGACUGUUUUGGGGAACUUGUCAAUCAUGGUGGUAACACGAAUGGAUAAAAGUCUCCACACACCCAUGUAUUUCUUUCUGUGGAAUUUGUCUUUUAUUGACUUAUGUUUUUCCUCUGUUGCGGUUCCCAAGAUGCUUGCUGAUUUUUUAUCUCUCAAGAAGGUCAUUACUUUUGCUGGCUGUAUUUGUCAGAUACAUUUCUUCCAUUUUCUUGGAAGCUCAGAAGUCAUGCUUCUUACUAUAAUGUCCCUUGACCGAUAUGUGGCAAUUGGUCAUCCACUACGGUACCUUAAAAUCAUGAACGCUAAUGUUUGUAUGAGUAUGGCUAUAACAUGCUGGGUGACAGGCUUUUUCCAUGCAUUGAUACACACUGUUCUGACAGCAAAGCUUCCGUUUUGUGGACCAAAUACAGUUAACCAUUUCUUCUGUGAUGUUAAACCAGUGUUAAAGUUGGCUUGUACAGACACAUCUCUUAAUCUGAAGCUUCUCAUCAGGGUUACCGGAUUUCUUUCUUACCUAUGCAUCAGUAAAUUUCUUUUGAGGAUAAAGACAUUACAGGGAAGAAAGAAUGCAUUGUCUACUUGCAGUGCCCACCUCACUAUUGUGUUCCUUCUUUAUGGCACAGCGGUUUUUACUUACUUACGUACUUCAGCAGAACAUGAAUUAGAUCAAGACAGAGUAAUAGCAAUUCUGUUUACUGUAGUGACACCAGCCCUGAACCCAGUUAUUUAUACCUUACGCAAUAAAGAUAUGAGGAAAGCUCUGAUGAAGAUGAUCAAUAGAUGGACAUUGCAUGGCCUAAGCUAA
Molecule: messenger RNA, 915 nt
Organism: Staurois parvus
Lineage: Eukaryota; Metazoa; Chordata; Amphibia; Anura; Ranidae
Source: the annotation of a GenBank genome assembly